AUGGGUAUACAAUUAGGCAUCAAUGUAGGCACAGCCAUUGUUGUCAUGAUUGGCUUUAGUUUGCUGAGGCCAAGACACACAUUGGUGUAUGCGCCAAAGUCAAAAUUUGCCACCAAAGAACAUCAACCUCCAGCAAUAGAGUCCAAUGGCUGGCUAUCUUGGGUAAAACCAAUUCUACGGAUCAAAGACGAACAACUACUCCCCUUGAUUGGCUGUGAUGCCCUACUGUACAUUCGAUUUGUGCGCCUAUUGCGGAAACUCUUGUUCUACAUGAGCAUCCUCGGUAUUGGUGCCUUGAUCCCCAUCUACAUUGUAGCCACCAAAGCAACAGGCGACUGGCCUCCAGCACCUGGCAGUAUUGAGAUCUUAUCACUCGCCGGCAUCAACCUUCAAAAUGGCAAAACCAGAACAGACGGUGCAGACACAACAUGGUACUGGGCUCCCUUCUCUGCUACAUACCUAUUCAGCAUCCUGAUCGCCUAUUUCAUGUACCGUGCUUCCUGCGAUUACAUUGAAAUGCGACAAUAUUACUUUCGACUCCCUCAAAACGAAGCCUCCAUGAAAUCCUUGAUGGUCAGCCGUGUGCCUGUAGAUAUGCAAUCGGAUGACAAACUCAAGCAAUGGGUGUCUCGUGAACGCAUCCCGUACCCCAUUUCGGAAGCUAUGAUUGGCCACCACAGCAAAAAACUGACAGAUUUGUUUGAAGAGCAUCAACUGGCCGUGCACAACUUGGAGACCACAUUAGCCGCUUAUUUGAGCGACGGAAAGCACCAGAAGAAAUCAAGGCCCACUGUCCGCUUGGGCGGUUUCUUGUGCUGUGGAGGCAGAAAAGUAGACGCUAUCGAGCACUACACACAGAAGGUGGCUGAUUUAGACAAGGAGAUCAAGCAGCUACGCAAAAGCAAGACGACUAAAACGGCCCAUUACGGCUGGAUCUCCUUUGACAGUGUUCAUGUUGCUCAUGCAACGGAACGAGCACUCGCUAAAAAGUUUGAUAUUCGACUAUCGCCGACACCCACAGAUUUGGUGUGGCCCAAUUUACCACUGGACCACAAAACCCGUCAAGCGAAGCGAUGGAUGGGACGCAUUGUCUACUGGGUGUUUGUGUUUGCCUGGAUGAUCCCUAUGACUGCACUCUCGGCCACCUCCAACAUAAUCAACCUGAUACGUCUGAUACCCAACAGUGCAGCCUUUAUUGACUCGCACCAAGUCUUGAUGGGUGUCAUUCAGGCCUAUUUUACUCCCAUUGUCAUGGCCGUCUUCUUUUACUUGCUGCCGCUGUUUUUCCGUUUCCUGUCGCAACAACAAGGUUACUGGACACAAACCACGCUGGACCGCAAAGUACUGACAAAGCUCUACGUAUUUUUCAUCAUCAACAAUCUGCUGGUUUUUACAUUGACGUCCAUGUUUAUCGGUAUCUAUGGCCAGAUCCGAGCACUGGUCGCAUCCGGCUCUUUACCCGCUUCGGAUGAAAGCAUCACAGAGUACGUCAUGCAAAUUGCAAAGAACAUUGCUGAGGUGUCUACAUUUUGGAUCAACUUUGUGUGUCUCAAGUCAUUGACAUUGACCAUGGACUUGGCCAUGUUGGUGCCGUUAUUGACCAUCACCAUUCGCAAGUUUAUCACACGUCCUAGUCCUCGUGAACUGCGUGAACUGGCAAAGCCUCCCGAGUUUAACUACCCUCAAAACUACAACCUGCUGCUGUUCUUUUUUACCAUUGCCCUGGUCUACUCGGCUAUGAGUCCCUUGAUAUUGCCGUUUGCGUUAGUCUACUUUGCGGUGGCUAGCAUGGUAUACAAGUACAUGCUCAUGUACGUCUACGUAACCAAGAUGGAGAGUGGCGGUAAGAUUUGGCCUGUCUUGUUUCAGACGGUCAUGACAUCGGUUAUCUUUUUUCAGGUGACCAUGAUCAUCAUGAUGGUUCUCAAGGGCGGUUUGUUGCAGGCGUAUUGCCUGAUCCCUCUGCCUGUGCUGACAUUGAUGUACCAGUACUUUUAUUACCGUCGAAUGCAUGUGCUAGGCACUUAUCUCUCUGGCUCGGAGCCCAGCUAUGUCUUGCAAGACGAUGAAAGCGCCCUUAGCACCGGUAAGAAACAUAAGCAGCAGACCUUGCAUAGCCAGUUUCAAGAUCCUGCCUACCGCAACAAACUAGCCACUCCCACAGUGCACGACGAUGUCAAGCACUUGUUGCAAAAAGUGUACAAGGCGCCUGAAAAACCUAUCAAUAACACCAUGGAGAUGGCUCAGCUGUUUGGCAAGACAGUGAUGCAAGACAUUGACUUGGACGCCAACAAGGGCUUCAAUCAUCAUCACAAGCGCAUGACCAUCUAUGACCAAGGAUGCCCUGUGGAAUUUGAAACAGUCCAGGAGGAUGGCAUCUUGGAUCAAGAUAGUAGUAGCAGCGAUGAAGAUCAAGACGAAGAGCAAGAGGAGCGACAACAACACCAACACCAACAACCCCAAGAUCCCCAUACGGACGACAAGCUCUCUCGCUAUACGACGUAUACAUCCUCGUUUGGUGGAAAUCAGUCUGAAGAUGCACCCUUACUAUCAAAUCCACCACCACCACCUGUGCCUUCAUUCCAUAUGCUGAUGCCUCGACAAUUGCAAAAUGAACGCAAUGUCACUUCUGAAUACAUUGAAAUGUACUCUUCAUUCACUCCCAACGCAAGCCAAGCGCAACUGGCUUACCCACAGGAUGAAAAGACUGAGGUGGAGGAGGAAAAAGAUAACAUUCGAUUCAUGUCAUUAGACGAAUUUGGUGUGCCACAUCAAGAAGAGCAACAUGCCUCUGACGCAGCAACCACACACACGACACAGCACAUCAUACGACGGCACACGGCUCCAUUGCUAGCGGAUGUAGACGACAAGGACGCACUGACAAACGAACCCAUGGCGCGUCAUCAUUCACUUCCUGUAGCGUUUUAUCAAGCGCAUUUGUCUCAACGCUUUGAUGUAGACACUUCAGAUGAAGAAGAUCAAGUGCCACAAAUAGCGAUUGAAGUUCGACGUCAAUUGAGCGUGCCUGUAGCAAGAACAAGACAAGAAACAGCAAUGCAACGUAGUCGUACAAUGCCAUCGAGAAGACAACAGCAGCAAGUAGCUUUACCUAACAAUAACCCUUUUGAAGAUGCUUAUACCACAGCAAGUCCUGAAAAUGAGGAGCAGACAUUCUUUUGA
Molecule: messenger RNA, 3180 nt
Organism: Mucor velutinosus
Lineage: Eukaryota; Fungi; Mucoromycota; Mucoromycetes; Mucorales; Mucoraceae
Exons: 4
Coding region: 1-3180 (1059 amino acids)
Cellular component (GO): plasma membrane
Molecular function (GO): calcium-activated cation channel activity
Source: RefSeq, a predicted model, not a curated record